AUCAGUUAUAGUAAUUCUUGAAUUCUUUAUGUUGUGUUUGUUAUAUUUGUAUAUUUUUGUAUAGUUUGCAAAUAUGGUUUGAGUAAAAACUAAUUGAAGCAACAUACAAUUUAAAAAUUAAUACCAUUCUUUCCAAAAUGUAUUCAAAGGUAAGGGGUCUUCACACAAAGAAUGGCUAUUGCAACAGGAAGCAAAACGCCAGGCACUUGAUCAUAAAUUGGAUAUUCGUGAAGCAGAAAAGGUAGAAAUUGAUAAACGGGCAGAGAAUCGCAGACUUUUCCAUCGAUUUCUAAGAGAGAGACAGCAGGCACAAACUGAAGAAAGAAUUAUUCAGGCUGAGAAUAUGCGUGAACUGCAAAAAAGACAGUCUGAGCAAGAGGCAAGGUUGGCCCAGAAGAUGGAUCAUAUUCACCUAGAAGAGUUAAAGGAAGCAAAGUUAAGACAGAAGCUCCGUGAAUCAAGUGUAGAGCUGAAGACUCUUGAAGCGAAACUCAGAGGAGCGUACAUCUCUAAGGAGCUUGCUGCUCAAAUAGCAGAGAAGAAAGCAGCCAGGUUGGAAGAGAAAUUGCAGGAGAAAGCAGCUGUUGAGUCCCUGCGGUCAGCAUGGGAGAGAGAGGGCGCUGCAGAAGCAGAGAAAGAGGCUGAGGAAUAUUGUCGCAAACUAGAGUACAGAGCAGAGCUUCAAGACCAAAUGAUGUAUGCAGAGAGACUGAAGCAGGCGGCCUACGAGGAUUUCCUGCGAGAAAAGAAAAUCCUGGAUGAUGUUGUACGCAGAAUACACGAGGAGGAUCAGAGAGAGGUAGAAUCCAAAAUGCUGAAGAUGAUGAAAACAAAGGAGGACAUGGAAGCAUUUUACAAAGAAAGAGAUGCUUAUAAGCAGAAAGAGAAGGAAGAAAUGGAAGAGGAGAAUAGGCGAAUAGAACAAUAUCUGGCAAGCCAGAGUAUGCAAGAGCAGAAACGCGUGGCGGAGCUGAAAGAGAGAGAAGAGCAGAAGGCAGUUUUCACAGAGAAAAUUGCCCGUCAAAUGUAUGAAACCGAAACCAAAAGAAGAGAGGAAGAAGAAAUUAUGCUGCAGUUGGCCGAAGAACAGCGAAAGGAGGAACUGGAAAGACAGCAUCGGGCAGAAAUAGAGGUGAAACUUCGAAAGCGCGUCGAGGCGCAACAGGCUCAUCGUGACCAGAUGGCUGCCAGGAUGAAAAAGUUGCAGCAGGAGGCUCAAGAGGAAGCUGCGUACAGACAAGUGUUGAUUGAGGAAUUUGCUGAAAGUGAACGCUUGGAGCAGCUAACAGCUGAGAAACGCCGCAUUAAAAUUCUGGAAUACCGCCGGACAGUGAACGCCAUGUUAGAAGAACGUCGGCGACGCCGGGCAGAGGAAUUGCAGUACUUGUUGCAUGUGCAUCAGCUUGACCUUGAAGAAGAAAAAGCCAGGAAACGUAUGAUUGAGGAGGAACGCUUACGGAUGUUGAAGGAACAUGCAAGCAGACUUAUUGGCUAUUUGCCUCGCGGCGUCCUUCGUGAAGACGAUCUUCCUCAUCUGGGAUCUGAGUUUAUGAAACAUUAUGCCGAGACAGUUGAAAGUUCGUCGAAAUGUCUUGAAUGAGGAUUACGAAUGCGCGUCGCUCUUAAUCCGACGACAUUCCGUGCGUGAACUGAUAACACUCCGUCCAUAUAUGUCAAGUGUGUGCCUUUUUUUUUAAUUUAAAUUUAAUUUAGCGGGUUAUCGCGUUAUGCGCCGAGAUUCGCUUCGAAACGGCUGUUGCCGAAGACGUAGCUCAGUGACUUACAGAUUGUUUGUUAUUGAAACCUAUAUCAGGAAGAUGUUUUUUAAAUGUUUUUUUCAGUGUUUCUUUUUAGGACAACGGUACGUCACGUGGCGAACGGAGCAGAGAUGUGCAUCACUGAAUGCAGCGUAACGUAGGUAUUACCAGCUGAUCGGAGUCUGACGGCGCGCUGUCCUGGAGGGUCUCACGUGAUACGUAACAUUCUAUAAAAUAUUCCCCAAACUAUAGUAUUAAGCAGUCCUGAAUGCAUUACUAUUCCCAUAAAUAAUUUUUACGGGUUCUUUCUAAAAAGAUGCGAUUACCUAACGACUGCAUUUGGUGUCUGCGGGUUCACAUAAAAAAAUUCUCAAUAUGUGCGGUAUCUGCAGUCAACAUCAGAAAUUUUACACAACUGUUUGAGUUCCUUCACUGACGUUGAUCACUGUCAAAAUUGUUUCUCGUGGGACUUUUGAAUGAGCCGGAUCAGCUCUACGGAUUAGACGACUGGGGUUCGAUCUCUGACCGGGGGCCAGAGGAUUUUUCCUCUAGCUUCUGCAUUCAGACUGACUCUGGGGCCCACAAAGCCUGUACGAUGGUUACCGGGAUCCUUUCUCGGGGAUAAAGCUCGGCCUCGGCGUGACGCCGACCGCUCACCCCCAUCUAGUGCCGAGGUCGAGAAUGAGUAGGAGCUACACCUCCUCUACCCCACAGCGCCUUCCCUUGUAUAAUCAGAAGAUAAUUCAUGACUAUUACAGGGUAUUAAUUAUUCUGGGAAAUGGACAUUUAUGUACAGUAGAUUCCGAUUAAUUGGGGCAGCAGUUUAUUUGGGACAAACCUUUUUAUUCUUUACGUGGAACUUCGCUUAAUUGGGCCAAAGCGUUCUAAUCCUGAUGUUCAAAUUAACUAGAAUCCACUGUAUUAGAAUUAUUAUUAAGAGAAUAACUCGUUUUUAAAUGCAUAUUUUUAUACUUUAAAUUUAAUAGAUUGAACUUCAAAGAUUCACAACGUCCACAUGAUCGUAAUUUUUGAGUCAUAAACAAUAUUUCAUACAGAGUUUGCAAGUAUGAUUAUGAACCAUUUUUACAUAAAAAUUUGCCGACAAACUGUAGUUGUGUGCCCAUCACUGAUUUACGUGGAACGUCAGUGAAACUAGAAGGUAUGUUUCAGGAAAUGGCCGAUUCAAAUCAUUUAUUGGUAAAAGGUUCUGAGCACUCGGCAUAAUUGCAUGCAAAUACGUCGGACAAUUUGGGUGGGCUGUAGACACAGAACGAGCAGCUUGCUUACCAAUCUCAUCAGCACGGCAAGGCUACAAAAGAUUACCGAUUUAUUUUCAUAAAGCUCACAGACGUUUUUGACUAAAUUCCGCCAUCUGGAAAACUGUCGUUUCUAGUCUAUUUUUAGCUUUAAAAUAAAUAUGGACGCUUGCCAUCAUGUUAAUCCACAACCUGACAGAAUCAGGCAUUUGUGCAAUUUUAUCGUACCACAUUUUUUUACAAGGGGAUUUUUCAUUUGUAAGUGACACCGAAAUAUCUCCGAAACGUCUGCAAACAGGAUGUUUGGGUACUUGUGGGUUAUCGGGACACAUCGCUUUAAAAAUAGGUUACAUUAGUUGUCAUUUAUUGAAAUAAAAUAUAAUAACUUUUAAGUAUAUGUUAUUUAUCCACACCUAACCUAACUUAUUUUUAAAGCGGUGUGUACCGAUGUUGGUUUAACUACAUAAACUUUAUACAGAAGGGAAUAGUCGCUCAGCUGUCCGUCAUGGAUCCCAAAGGUUUUGUGCCAUGUCGCAAUAGUCUGCUAUCGUAGGCCUGUGCUCUUAUGUAGACUUAAAGAUGUGCGAACUGGCUUAUGCUAAGCGAUGUGAAUGCAGUCCAUAACCUCCAACCCGAUUUCGCCAAGAUCACUGUUUGUAAAGUAGCGAGAGAAUUGUGUAAAAAUAAAAGAAUUAUUAAAUCUUAACUAUUCAUACCAACAUAAAACUUAUAAGACAGUUUA
This is a messenger RNA of Zootermopsis nevadensis, 3755 nucleotides long. RefSeq names its product meiosis-specific nuclear structural protein 1. The record is from RefSeq and is a predicted model, not a curated record. Gene Ontology annotation, cellular component: motile cilium. Gene Ontology annotation, biological process: cilium organization. NCBI's taxonomy places the organism in Eukaryota, Metazoa, Arthropoda, Insecta, Blattodea, Termopsidae.